Ziziphus jujuba (common jujube) is the source of this 1627-nucleotide messenger RNA. RefSeq names its product two-pore potassium channel 5. NCBI's taxonomy places the organism in Eukaryota, Viridiplantae, Streptophyta, Magnoliopsida, Rosales, Rhamnaceae. Gene Ontology annotation, molecular function: potassium ion leak channel activity. Gene Ontology annotation, cellular component: plant-type vacuole membrane. The transcript has 2 exons. Bases 96 to 1313 code for a protein of 405 amino acids. Gene Ontology annotation, biological process: potassium ion transmembrane transport; stabilization of membrane potential. The record is from RefSeq and is a predicted model, not a curated record.
CGCUCAAAUUUCAGAGAACACACUUUAGGCCAACUACCACCUUAUCUAUUCCCCCAGUAAGUUCCGGUUUUUAUUUUUCUCCUUGUUUUCUGCCGAUGGAAAAUGAGCCCUUUCUCGCCGCCCAAACAAGGCCCCAUCAGCAACAACAACAACAACUCCAGCCCAUAAUCGAGCACCAAGAUUACUCCUUUCGAGUCGCUCCCUCUCUCAGCGACUCAUUACUCAUCUUCCAAGAAACCCCACCACGACGACAAGACCCACAGUCGUCAGCCGCCUCAACUGAAUACGAUGCCCCAAAGAGGAAGCAACUCCACCGGUGCAGAACAGCCCCAGCCAUGUCCGUCAUGCGGGACCGAAAAGCAAAGGCCGCCCAGAUUCCUAAACCACAGUUGGAUUCUAGCUCCAUUAUCAUCAGGCAAGCCGUGUUUUUGCUUAUCAUAUAUCUCGCUCUUGGAGUUGUCAUCUACUCCUUCAACAGGGACAGGUUCUCCGGGAUAGAAACCCACCCGGUUGUAGAUGCUCUCUACUUCUGCAUAGUAACCAUGUGCACGAUUGGCUACGGGGACAUAGCCCCCUUAACGCCGCUUACGAAGCUCUUUGCUUGCGUCUUUGUGUUGGUUGGUUUUGGGUUCAUAGACAUUUUGCUGAGCGGGGUUGUCAAUUAUGUGCUGGACUUGCAAGAAAGCCUAAUACUGGCGGGGAUUCAAAUGGGCCAACAACAACAUCAAGCCCAGUCCCAGUCCCAGUCCCACUCUCACCACCAUGGAUUUUCUGCUAGGGACUACAUUUUUGAUGUGGCCAAGGGCAGGAUGAGGAUCAGACUGAAGGUGGGUUUGGCUUUGGGAGUGGUCGUCUUGUGCAUCGGAAUGGGAGCGCUUGUUUUGCAUUUUCUGGAGCAUUUGAAUUGGAUUGAUUCCGUUUAUCUGUCGGUUAUGUCGGUUACGACAGUUGGUUAUGGGGACAGGGCUUUUAAGACUCUGCCCGGGAGGCUUUUCGCUGCCGUUUGGCUUCUGCUAUCCACGCUGGCCGUGGCGCGUGCUUUUUUAUAUUUGGCAGAGGCUAGGAUUGAUAAGCGGCACAGGAGGAUCACCAAGUGGGUGUUGCAUAGGGAUAUUACUGUCCAGGAUCUGCUUGCAGCCGACAUCAAUAAUACCGGUUUCAUUAGCAAAUCAGAGUACGUCAUUUACAAGCUUAAAGAGAUGGGAAAGAUAGGGGAGAAGGAUAUAUUGCAGAUCUGCAAUCAGUUCAGUAAGCUUGACCCAAACAAUUGUGGGAAGAUAACACUGCCUGAUCUGUUAGAGAACCACUUAUGACAGCAAAAGCCUUUCAAAUGAGGAUCUGUCUAUAAUUAUUUCAGCGAAAAGGAAAUAAAGAAAGGGUGUCAAGACUCAAAAGGGAUGGGGGGCAGAGCACCAUGCAUUUAUACUCAUGCAUUCCUUGGCCUGGGGAGCAGAGCACUGUACAUAUAUGAAAAUUGUACAAAUUUUAAAAUAUUUUUAAAUCUCAAUACUGUAACGAUGUAUCAAACAAAAAAGAAACCAUCUAAAAAGAAAAGAGAGCAGAAAAAUGCAAUGGAUAUCCAUAUAUGCAUUUCUUUUUUUCUUUUUUCUUUUUUCAUAUUUGGACU